Diaporthe citri is the source of this 2193-nucleotide messenger RNA. RefSeq lists its product as uncharacterized. The coding region runs from base 1 to 2193 and encodes 730 amino acids. The transcript is spliced from 10 exons. Gene Ontology annotation, cellular component: plasma membrane. Gene Ontology annotation, molecular function: high-affinity potassium ion transmembrane transporter activity. Gene Ontology annotation, biological process: potassium ion import across plasma membrane; intracellular potassium ion homeostasis. The record is from RefSeq and is a predicted model, not a curated record. Lineage: Eukaryota; Fungi; Ascomycota; Sordariomycetes; Diaporthales; Diaporthaceae.
AUGGAUCUCAAGGGCCAGUCGAAAUGGAAACUGACCUGGAGACCACGAUGGCCGCCGACCUGGAGACCAUGGUGGAUGCCCAAAGCUAACUUCAUUACUCUACACUACUUGUAUAUCAUCCUGGCAGGCCUCUCAGGCCUGCUCAUAUUGCUCCCGUACGGCAACAUCUCGGCUAUCGAUGCGUACUUUUUCGGCGUCAGUGCCUCAACAGAAUCAGGUCUGAACACCGUUGAUCUGAAAGAAUUGGAGACGUACCAACAAGUCUAUACUUAUCUGAUUGCCAUGGUCACAAAUCUCACCUUCAUCAACAUCGCAGUAGUAGUUGUGAGACUGCACUGGUUCAGGAAAAAACUCAAGACCCUAGCACCGAUUCUCCUCAAACCAGAGGACCGAGAGGCCGAUGAACCAAGCCCACACCGCACCGAUUCUGAGUCCGACUUGGACCUGCGCCCUACCGUCACUGAGCCUGCUAGGAAAUCGCCACCGUCCAUGACAGGAGCAGACAAAUCAUUGAAUUUAGUCAAAACCGACAGCGCGAGACGCGGGAUAACAUUUGCACCUGAUGUCCACCGGCCGCCUGACUCAAAGCCACUUUACAUUCCGGGUCCAAGGGACCGUGACAAUGGCCAUCCUAUUGUUGAGCGAGAUGUCGGAGACGAGGCAGAUGAUAUCGAAGAUGCCGCUGUUGUGGACCCAAAGACCAGCGAACCCAAGACGGGCAUUGUUAGACGACGUACCUGGGGAGGAGACGGCCCAGGAAACUUGCCAGCACUGUCCAAGGCCAUCUCCAUUGAGAGGGUUGCGACGACCGUUGGCACAGUCUUUGUACUAGGCAAGACGCGUGCGGGAGCUGCCCGCCCCAGCGCACCCCAUCGACCCACCACCGGGCUGCCAAUGUUAUCGAAGCAGGUCACAAUCGGACGCAACUCGCAAUUUCUGAAUUUGACUUCGUCUGACAGGGAGAGGCUCGGUGGGAUUGAAUACCGGGCCUUGAAGGUGCUGUUAAAGAUUGUUGUCUCGUACGCUGUCUUCCUCAACAUCCUCGGGGUAAUCAGCCUGGUCCCUUGGAUACACCAUGCCCCCCAAAAGUACAGAGACUGGCUCGACGUGAACGGCAUUGACUACUCAUGGUGGGCCAUAUACUCUGCCCAAACAAUGGCCAACAACCUUGGCUUUACCCUCACCCCGGACUCGAUGGUUACUUUCCGCGACGCUACCUGGCCUAUGCUUAUCAUGACAUUUCUCGCCUUUGCAGGCAACACGUGCUAUCCGAUUUUCCUUCGACUCAUUGUCUGGACCAUGUUCAAGCUCGUCCCGAGCCGGUCGUCCUUAAAGGAAACACUCAGGUUUUUGCUCGACCACCCGCGAAGAUGCUACACGCUUCUCUUCCCAAGUCGAGCGACGUGGAUUCUGUUCGGAAUCGUCGUCUUACUAAACGUCGCAGACGUCGUACUUAUCAUCGCCUUGGACCUGAACAACCCCGCCGUGAAUGAUCUGUCGCUUGGGCCCAGGAUCUUGUCAUCCCUUUUCCAGGCUGCCUCGGCGCGCCACACUGGCACGGCGACUUAUGUCCUCUCACAGGUCAACCCAGCUGUACAGUUCAGCCUGUUGGUGAUGAUGUACAUUUCCGUGUUACCCAUUGCAAUCAGUAUUCGCGCUUCAAAUACGUAUGAGGAGAAGAGCCUGGGAAUAUACCUGCCCGACGAAGAAGAGCCUGACGAAAAUCAAGGGGCCACAUCGUACAUACUGGCACAUGUUCGCAACCAAUUGAGUUUCGACUUGUGGUAUAUUUUCUUGGGCGUAUUCUGUAUCUGCAUUGCUGAAGCGGACAAGAUAAUGGAGCCCAACCAGACGGCUUUCCAGGUAUUCCCGAUCCUGUUCGAAGUCAUGUCCGCAUACGGCUGCGUCGGCCUUUCCCUCGGCCAUCCUUCAGUAAUGACCUCGCUUUGUGGGAGAUUUACCACUUUUAGCAAAGUCAUAAUCUGCUGCAUGAUGAUCCGCGGCCGCCACCGGGGACUACCAUACUCCUUGGAUCGCGCUAUCAUGCUUCCCAGCGAGCAGUUGAAUGAGCGCGGGGGACUCUCCAGGACAACGUCUCGGCAAAGUGGAGGCAUGUCCAAUGCUCUUGGACUUCGACGUAGCAGGGGCGAGGCUGCAAGGACAAUACCCAUGAAAACGCAUCAUACACAGUGA